This is a messenger RNA of Paramacrobiotus metropolitanus, 1391 nucleotides long. RefSeq lists its product as uncharacterized. The transcript has 2 exons. The coding region runs from base 103 to 1053 and encodes 316 amino acids. The record is from RefSeq and is a predicted model, not a curated record. Lineage: Eukaryota; Metazoa; Tardigrada; Eutardigrada; Parachela; Macrobiotidae.
CAGACAGCUAGGUAAAUGUUCAAUGGCAUCGUACAAAAAACUGGGCGUACGUACGUACAUGGUAUGUACUUAUCGUAAAAAAAUAUAAAAAAAUUGGCAUUAAUGCGUUUGUGGGUGGUGUGGAACGUAGCGUGCCUGCAGCUGAACGUGUGCUGGGGAUGCCUGCCAGUGACACCUACUCUUACCAUUCAAUGGCCACUGUCACCGACCAGUGUGGCUCCGACGGACCUGGCAGACAUGAUUACGGAUGCGAUGCGGACCGGCCGGCAGGACGAGCGCAUCACUCUCCAUCUGGCCCCGGAUGAGGGCAUUAUGCAGGGAGAACUUCGCCGGCCCCGUUUAGGCGAGGACGCCAUGUUCAGCUGCGAAGCACCGCCCGGGGGCGACUGGCGCAUGCUGACCUGGCUGCACCGCGGACGGACCAUUUUCGAAGGAGGCCACGCCCCCGCUCAGCCGCCCGAUCCUGUACAGCGCUACAAUGUCAGUCGUUCAGGUGACCGCGGCCUAGAGCUAGUGGUCCUCAACGUCACCGCCUACUCGGGCGGGCCAGUGCUGUGCGUGGAUGCCACGCCCACCCGGCUCUACACCAGCCAACCGCGCAUUCUGCGCCGCUUCACGCUCCUUCCACUAAUUACACGCGCCAGCGAAGUCUUUGCGCCGCACUCCGAGGGCAGUGCGGCGCGCGUGGUCAACGAGGGCGGUCGCCUCAACAUCACGUGCCGCAUCCGCUUGCCGCUCCCGGAGGCGGUUUUGCACAACCAGGAUAAUUAUUUUUUCUGGCGCUACAAAGGCCGCAUCAUCAGCCAGUACACGGAGCCGCCGUACGGUGCGCUGUUCCACAGGAAAAACCCGCCCAUCAUCGGCUAUUCAGUCGCGACAUCGAACCACGAAGAAUUCAAAUUCAGCAAUCUUCCCGGUCAAUUUGUUAACUACACAUUACAUUUGGCGAAUUUCCAAGCCAACGGUGACGGCGAGAUUCAGUGCUUCAUCCGGCCACACGAAGGCAUCCACGAGUGGAUCUUUCAAACUACCACCAUCACUGUUCUUGCCUAAUGGUGAUACUGACGCAUUAAGUCCAUAUACGAAGCCUGUCGUCUGUAAAGCACUGUACGAGUACAGUAUUUACAAGAUAAACAGCAAGAUCCCUUACGAGUAGACCGGACGCACUACUCUAGUUGUCGGCUCCGCUAAGAUCAGUGGAAGUGACAAGUUAAUGUACUUUGGCUAAGUUUUCGACCAUGUCGCACACUGAAAUGGUCUUAUAUUUUUAUGCGGCUCCCGAACUAACGUAAAAACUAAUAUUUUUAAUAUGUAAUACGCUAGCUUCGUAAUAUUUCGUUGGUGCUAAAAAAUUAAUCAAAAAACUUUACCGCAAGGCGACACUGGCAAAU